Ascoidea rubescens DSM 1968 is the source of this 537-nucleotide messenger RNA. RefSeq names its product Golgi transport complex subunit COG7. The record is from RefSeq and is a predicted model, not a curated record. Lineage: Eukaryota; Fungi; Ascomycota; Saccharomycetes; Ascoideales; Ascoideaceae. The transcript is spliced from 3 exons. The annotation marks the transcript as partial.
AUGGAUAUCAAAAUAAAUCAAGAUUUGCAACAGGAUAAUGAAGAGCCCAUUUCUAUGUUUUUUGAUGAGAACUUUGUGCCUCAUGCCUACUUGGAUGCUUUUUUCAAUAACAUAAUCAUAAGAUCAAACAAUUCGAUUUCAAUAACUAAUAACAAUAGCAGUUUGACUAACAAUAUUAAUUUGAAGAAUCUAAUGAAAAAUUCAAAUGAACUCUUAUCUUAUUUGGAUUAUUAUUCAUUUGAAUUGUCUAAUGAGUUAUCGAAUAAAGUUGUUACUUUGAAUAAUUCAGUGGAAGUGAUAUCAAAUGAACACCAUAAUAAUAACAUUAUUAGAUUGGAAUACUAUCUUGACAACCUAUCAAAUUCUGUUGUUAAUCUUCAUAAUGAUAUUAACACAAUUAAUAGCAAAAUUGAUGAAUUAAAUUUAACAACUGAUCAGUAUCAUUUACACAACCAUCCUUCUUCAAUAAACAAACUAAUCCAAUUACAAAAAAUUAAAGAAAAUUUGUUAGUUUUACUAAAUAUUUUUCAAACAAUC